GUCUCUUUAACAAACGGAAUAACAACCUCGAAUAUAUUACGAUAAACCCCAUAAAUACAACCAUUAAAAAUAUUCUCUCUACUUUACAUUAAACAUUUCCAGAAACAAUGAUAUCUCUCUACCGUAAGUUUGGAACAUGACGAUAAUCAUAAUGACUUACAAAGUGGAUGGAAGCAUACAUUUAAUGCAUUUUCGUACUUUCUUACAUCCGGUGGUCGUAACAUACAUACGAGGUGUAUUUUCCGAACUUGUAGGAAAGGCCCGAGAAGUUGCGAUCGUGUACACAGAUGAAGAAAAACAUGACGGCACGAUAAACCUUUUAUUUACUUACACGAUUUCUUAGAGAUUUCUUUUAUCAUAGAUGAAGAUAUCAGCAGAAUGUCAGGAAAAGAGAAAAUUGAGAUAGACGAGGACACAGAAAUGCCGUCCAGGGCCUGGGAGGGGAUUCGUGUCCACCAGCAGUACAUUAAGGGCCCCCACCUAGACCCCAGCACCCCUAUAACAGAAGACAAAAUUCGCUUUGUAUGUAUAUCUGACACUCAUGGAAAGAUUGAGAGGUCACCAUUAUGCAUGCCUCCGGGAGACGUACUGCUCCACGCCGGUGACUUUACUAUGAGAGGACAGAUGAAAGAAAUUGAAAAAUUUGAUUCAUACUUAGGUUAUCUUCCAUAUAAAGUAAAGGUGGUGAUUGCUGGGAACCACGAUUUAACCUUAGAUGAUGACCUCAGUCAAUUAAACAUGGAGUCUUUUGGAAUUUCAAAAUCUGAUAUUAAGACACACCUUAAAUCUAAAGGAAUAAAGUCUGUCAAGCAGAUGUUAAGCCAUGCUGUGUACCUACAAGAUUCCUCUGUCAGUAUAUGUGGAAUUAAGAUCUACGGUUCUCCCUGGUUUUGUUUGUCAGGACACGGUGAUAUAUCGGGAGGUGACAACAAUUCAGGCUGUGUGGAACUCCUCAAUACAGUACAAAAGCGAGUUAAACCAAAGUAUCAUGUGUUUGGACAUAUUCAUGAGGGGUAUGGAGUGACCUCAGAUGGAUAUACAGUGUUUAUAAAUGCCUCAAUCUGUAACAAGAAAUAUCAAGCCACAAACCCACCAAUUGUGUUUGACUAUGCCAUUCCAGAGGGACAUAAUAAAGAAGAGCUUUUGUACAUGGACAAAGAUUUCUGAUAGUGACAUCCAUUCUUACUCGUAUUUUCAUGAAGGUUUGUUCAAAAUUAUCAGGAAUAUAUAGUCCGGUCCUUUUUCAACAAACCAAAUAUUCUGAGACAAUGUGUUACAUUGUACAUGAAUAUGUAUAAAAUUGAUUACCAUGUUCAUUGAAUAUUUACCAUGUUCGGAAAUUAAUCAUAGGCUGUGAUAGUUCUCUAAAAAAUUAUCUACGUGUAUUUAUAUUUGUUUUGGUUGCUUUUUCUUGUAUUUCAUAUUGAAAAUGUUUUGAAUAAAAUCGAGUGCAAAGAGAGAGAAGGAAAAGAGAGAAAGAAAAUCCGAAAGGAAGUACAAAAUGUGUCUGUAGUAUUUCAUUAUUUAUUUUUUUGUUACAACAAAUGUUUUGCUCCCACAGCCAUAUUGAAAAUGUUUUGAAUAAAAUCGAGUGCAAAGAGAGAGAAGGGAGAGAGAGAGAAAGAAAAUCCGAAAGGAAGUACAAAACGUAUUUGUAGUAUUUCAUUAUUUUUUUUGUUACAACAAAUAUUUUGCUACCACAGUCCACGGAUAUAUUUUGCUUUUGUCUUAUUUUUUUCUACCAAUCAUUAUUACAUUUUUGUGCAUAUUUUAAGCAUAUUCAAUUUUAUAGAGAGAAAAAAUAAUACUCUAAGGGUCAAUUUGUAAAUUGUAAACUGUUUCUUAUCAUGUAACAAUUUUUAGUCACUUUAGUUUUACUGUUUUUUCAGAAAUCUCGUGGUGUUAGAACAUGUUGUUCUCUAGGUGUAGAACCGUAGCUCUAUAAGAAAAUAUUGGAACAAAUCAACCAACGAAAUUAUUUGAACCUGUGAGUUUUCGUGUCGUAUGGAGCUAUACUGAAUAUUUGAAGGUACAUUUGGACACAAGGAUAGUGGGGAAAUAUGUUGGGACACUUUUGUUAUUAAAUUCAUGAGACGGCGAUGCAAUAAAGUAGCAAUAUAAAGCUUCAA
Ostrea edulis (European flat oyster) is the source of this 2129-nucleotide messenger RNA. Its product is annotated as metallophosphoesterase domain-containing protein 1-like. The record is from RefSeq and is a predicted model, not a curated record. Gene Ontology annotation, molecular function: hydrolase activity. Bases 379 to 1167 code for a protein of 262 amino acids. Lineage: Eukaryota; Metazoa; Mollusca; Bivalvia; Ostreida; Ostreidae. The transcript is spliced from 5 exons.